Messenger RNA from Saxophila tyrrhenica, 2385 nucleotides. It is a transcript of the gene EDC3, whose product is annotated as enhancer of mRNA decapping. Gene Ontology annotation, biological process: deadenylation-independent decapping of nuclear-transcribed mRNA; P-body assembly. Lineage: Eukaryota; Fungi; Ascomycota; Dothideomycetes; Mycosphaerellales; Extremaceae. The transcript is spliced from 2 exons. Bases 1 to 2385 code for a protein of 794 amino acids. Gene Ontology annotation, molecular function: mRNA binding. Gene Ontology annotation, cellular component: P-body. The record is from RefSeq and is a predicted model, not a curated record.
AUGGCCGACUUCACAGGCCUGAGAGUCACCUUGACGCUCAAGAACCCUCCGAGUCUUGUGCUGCAGGGGAAGGUGAUGCAUGUGGUUGCUGGGCAGACUCUUACGCUUCAGGAUGUCUUCUUUCCCGCCAAUGGGUCGAGAGCGCCGACCUGGACGGUACGAGCGACGGAUGUUCAGGACCUGAAGGUCGAUGCGGAUCCGGAGUCCACUGCUGCAACUCGAACGACCGCACCCCCUGUACCAAGCGCUCCGCCGCAGGCACGUCCACCAAGCAAUGGAGGUGCUGCGAACGUUUUGCCGGUGCGAACGACGCCAGCGCCGACGCAUGCGCAACGACAACCUUCAGACUUCGUGGAUCCGGCUAUCCUGAGCUAUGGCAGAUCACCGGCGCCUUCGAAGACCGCCGCAAAACCCGCUGAGCCCUCAACACCAGUGAAGUCUAUGCUCGCAAAAGCGGCGGAGAAUCUACCGAGUAACAGCUCGCCUUUCAUUGGGGAUGCUGGGAAGAGCAGUUCUUCGAGGAAACCCUCGACUGUUAAGAAUGGACAGAAGCAGGGCGUAGAGGGUAGGCAGGCUACUACAGCACAUGGUAUACCUGGGGAUGGUACGCAGGAGGCGGGGCAAGCGGACACAUCGUCGAAGAGAAAAGUGAAGAAGGGGCAGAAGAAGAAGGCUGCCAAUGGCACGCAGGAUCCACCACCCGUCAUGAACAUCGAAGUGUCUAGGAACGGCAAUGAUAUGAACGGCAAUGUUAAGAGAGGGAAGGGAUGGCGCCAGACGCCGUUGCUGCAGCCUUCACCGCAAAGUACCAGCUCACCGCAGCCGGGCAGCAAGAAGAAGAGCAGACGCGAGAGGGAGCAGGACAGAGAGGCAAGCCAAAACGGAUGGGCGACAGAAGAUGCCACGGAUAUCCAAGAGAUGGAGGAGUUCGACUUCGAGGCGAAUCAUAAGUUGUUCGAUAAGAAGACGGUCUUCGACCAGCUCAGGCAAGGCGAUACUACAGCUGAUGAAGAUCGAUUGGUGGGCCACAACAAGCUCGCCAGGCCUGGUACAUAUGGAGGCAAGAAUUUGCAUCCGACGGAAAAUGUGCUGAGUCCGCAGCUGGGGCCGAAGUACAACAGCAACGAGCUCGAUAGUACAAGCGAUGCGGACACAGAGCUGAACUUCAUGGGCGAUGGAGGUAGGUCUUCGUCUCGACACUCCACAACACGGACGGGAGCGAAGAAGCAGCCCAGUCGACAGAAUAGCAAUCAAGUCGAUCCGAGGCCGCAUCCGCUGUCUGCGUCUAUGUCGUCCGAGCGAGGGAUGAGUCGGUCACGGACUUCCCUACCUGGGAGGACCGGCAAAGCGAUGCAUUCCUUGACCACCUCGCCAAUGCCGGAGCGAACGCAGUCGCCAAUGUCUGCACUAUCGGCGACUAGGACCCAUGCACCAUCAACGAUGUCGUCACGUCUCAGAGAAGCUCAUCUCGCCAUCCACCCAACCAUGACGCCUUGUCCUGUGCUCCACCCCAGUGCAUUCGAGACGCUAGAGAAAGAGACUGUCUCGCGCUACGGAUUGACAAGCGAGGCCAUCACCGAGAGCGCAGCGCGCUGUAUCGGCGAGACAGCCAUGGACCUCUUCCACUCAACCACCAGCAGCCGCCGGCCAUCCCGUACCAACACCCUCCGCGGCAGCAUGAGCUCUCAUCUCCCGACCUUUCACCAUCCCACUACGCCCCACACCGUAGUGGUCAUAGCCGGCAACCAUACCACCGGCGCCCGCGCUGUAGCAGCCGCCCGCCACCUCCUCGCCCGCAACACCCACAUUAUCCUCGCCGAAGCACAAUACGAGUCUUCGGAAAGCCAGUCCCCGCAGAUGAAAACUCAGACCGCGAUCCUCAAACGCAUGGCCAAAGCCGGUGCGCCUAUCCGUCGCGGCCCGUGGCGGAGAGCGGAGAAGUAUAUCAAGAACCUGCCUUCUCCGCCCGCGCUGAUCAUCGACGCGCUGCUGGCGGGGAAUACGUACGAGAGUCUGGCGGAGGAGACGUCGAACUCGAAGCAUGCCGCCGACGCGCAGAGGGAGGCGAGGGAGAUGAUCGACUGGGCGAACCGGAGUCGCGCGCCUGUGUUAUCUGUCGGUUGUCCGUCUGGCGUCUCAGGCUUAGACGGGAGCACGACGGUGAUGGAAGGCGAGCCGCUGGCUGUUCGGCCGGGGAAGGUGCUGGCGCUUGGGGUGCCGCUGCAGGGAAUGCUGGAGGCGUUGAAGGGUGGGGAGAGGUGGGAGGUGUGUGUGGGGGAUUUGGGGGUGAAUAUUGCGCUGAGGAGGGAGGAAGGAGUCGGGUUUCGUGGGCAGUGGGUUGUGGAGGUUCGGUAUUUGGAGGAGGAGGGUGAGGGGGUGGUUUGA